This is a messenger RNA of Raphanus sativus (radish), 1313 nucleotides long. RefSeq names its product F-box/kelch-repeat protein SKIP30. Gene Ontology annotation, molecular function: protein binding. The coding region runs from base 122 to 1171 and encodes 349 amino acids. NCBI's taxonomy places the organism in Eukaryota, Viridiplantae, Streptophyta, Magnoliopsida, Brassicales, Brassicaceae. The transcript has a single exon. The record is from RefSeq and is a predicted model, not a curated record.
CCGAUUCCAUUGUCAAGGACGCCGAAGAAAAUCAAUCUUCCCUCUCUCCGCCGUAAAACCGCCGAAUCGUUUGCGAUCGCAGAACGAUUGCGAUUGAAUUUGAAGAAAGCAAAAUCAAAAAAUGUCUGGGUCGCUGCUCCAAGGGAUCCCAGAAGCAGUGGCUCUCCGAUGCCUCGCACACGUGCCCUUACACCACCACCCAAACCUAGAGCUCGUCUCCCGCUCCUGGCGCUCAGCGAUACGCAGCCGCGAGCUCUUCCGCGUCCGCAACGAACUCAAAUCAUCAGAAUCUCUCCUCUGCGUCUGCUCCUUCGAUCCGGAGAACACGUGGCAAGUCUACAGUCCAAACUGCGAUCGCUGGCUCACUCUCUCUCUCCUCCCUUCCCCGAUCCGCCACCUCGCUCACUUCGGCGCCGUCGCAACCUCCGGAAAACUCUUUGUCCUCGGCGGAGGCAGCGACGCCGUGGAUCCGUUGACCGGCGAUCACGACGGCACAUUCGCGACGGACGAGGUCUGGUGCUACGACUUCGUCGAGAGGAGAUGGAGUCAGCGAGCGUCGAUGAUUGUACCUCGGUCUAUGUUCGCUUGCUGCGUUCUUGAUGGGAAGAUCGUCGUCGCUGGAGGAUUCACGACUUGCAGGAGAUCGGUUUCUGGCGCGGAGAUGUAUGAUCUUGAGAGUGAUGUGUGGAGUUCGUUACCAGAUCUCAACAGGACUCAUAACUCGCCGUGUUCGGGGUUGGUGAUCAGAGGGAGAGUUUACGUUUUGCAUAAAGGUUUAUCGACGGUGCAGGUUCUUGAAGGGGUUAAGGUGGGAUGGGAGGUGAAGGAGUAUGGUUGGCCUCAGGGUCCGAUGGCUGUUGUUGAGGAUGUGGUUUAUGUGUUGAGUCAUGGAGUGGUUUAUAAGCAAGAAGAAGAGGGUGAGGAGACGACGUGGAAGGUGGUUGCGUCUGCGUCGGAGUUUAAGUCGAGGAUUGGGAUGGCGAUGGGGAGUUUGAGUGAUGAGGUUUUGUUAGUUGGUGGUGUGAUUGGACCUGAUAGGGGUUGGGAUAUCAAGCCGUUGUCGGAUGUUGAUGUUUUGACGGUUGGGAGUGAUCGUCCGACGUGGAGGAAGGUGGCUCCGAUGACGAAGUGUUGUGGGACUGUGCUUGGUUGUACGCAGUUGAGAAUCUGAUGGGGGAGUGUGAUCUGUUUUUUCUUUGCUUUGUAUGUCUUUUUUUUUGUUCUUAAUGUUUGUUAUUAUUGUUACAUAAAUUCUCUCUACGUAGGUAAGUUUUAUGAAGAUACCAUCAAAUGAACAUGCCUAGUUAAGACCA